Molecule: messenger RNA, 223 nt
Organism: Dentiscutata erythropus
Lineage: Eukaryota; Fungi; Glomeromycota; Glomeromycetes; Diversisporales; Gigasporaceae
Source: the annotation of a GenBank genome assembly
UUAUAAAAUUGAAAUAAAUAAGGAAGAAAUUUACAUUAAUAGUGCAAGACAAGAACUUGAUACUCGCGAAAAUCUUGACACAAUAACAAACAAUUUGAGAUAUAUAUCGGAUAAAUUGGAUAUGAUAUAUUCUCUCGUUAAAAUGAUAUUUGGACCUCCUGGUGAACCAUUACGUAUUAACAUAUCUGAUACUGGUACAAUUACUGAUCCCGGUGGUGCUUGA